Messenger RNA from Podospora bellae-mahoneyi, 1401 nucleotides. RefSeq lists its product as uncharacterized. Lineage: Eukaryota; Fungi; Ascomycota; Sordariomycetes; Sordariales; Podosporaceae. The transcript is spliced from 2 exons. Gene Ontology annotation, cellular component: precatalytic spliceosome; Prp19 complex; catalytic step 2 spliceosome. The coding region runs from base 409 to 1038 and encodes 209 amino acids. The record is from RefSeq and is a predicted model, not a curated record. Gene Ontology annotation, biological process: mRNA processing.
GAUGGAUGACGCAGUUGCAGUAUUAUUUCUUUAACUGCUGAAGCUGUCUUGGAUAUCUCAUACCGAAAGAGCAGCAAGUGCUGUCUUAACUUGAAGUUGUCGUGCAGACACUAGAUAAGAUCUCCGAUAAGAAGGCUAAGCCCACCCCUGGCGUCUGUUCACUGUGUAGAGUGGAGACCGCAUUUUUCCAAAGUGAGAUCCAGCGCGUCUUCAAGCAUCGCAUCGCGCAGUCGCAUUCAUUUUGAGAUUUCGUCAAGUUCAACCGUCCAGCACCACCACCACCACCAAGAUCCCCACGCCUGCUUCACACCAGUUAUACAAUCAUAACAACAACAAAAAAAACCAACCUUUUCGCCCUCCACAAGUUCCCAAUCUCUCUCAACUAUAACCACCUACCCACCCUCCAAAAUGCCAUCCAUAACCACCAUCCACGAGUCCCUCCCAUACAUCGACUCCCCCCCCACAUCAACCCAACUAACCACCGCCCAAACCCUCAUUACCCGCGAACGCACCCUCCACCCCGACGACCCCAACCACGCCCUCCUCCCCCCCCCCUACCACCCCCAAUUCCUCACCCCUCUCCUUACAUCCGAAUUCUCCCGCCUCUCCAGUACCUCCCCCCCACCAAAACUAAACGCCCUGGACCUGUCCCGAUACAACACCCUCCCCUCCCAACCCCCCAACCCCACCCCCCACUCCCUCCAGUCAGAACUCUCAAAAGCCUACACCUCCCACGCCUACAUCUCCUCCCGCCGCUCCCACCUCGCCCUUCUAGACACCUACGGAAAAACCGCCUGGUUAGUCGGGAACUACCACCUCGAGGGUGAGCUCAAGGCCCUAGAGAAGGAACUCGCCCAGACCAAACAAGAGAUUGAUCUUGUGACUCUGGCGAGGAAGACAAGACAAGAAGAGGUCGGGUCGGAGAUGAGGAUGCUAGAGGAGAAUUGGAAAAUGGGGGUGGGGAGGGUGUUGGAGACGGAGGUGGCGACCGAGGGGGUGAGGAGGGAGGUUUUGGGGGUUCUUGCCGGAAGGGAGUAAGAGAUUGUUGUUGUUGGCAAAAGAGACUGCGAGAAACGAGGCGGUAGUUCGAGAAGGGGGAGAGAAAGAGGUCAGGUGAAAGAAGCAAGGGAGAUGUGUGAGGUGGGAAUUGUAACGAAAUGUUGGGAGUUUUACGAGUUUACCACAACAGGGGAGGUUCUAUGCUGAGGAUCAUUGUUUAGGGGGCAGAGUAAGGGACAGUCAAGUAAAAUGGGAAGGGAUAUUGUCAUAAAUAUGCUGGAGUUUGGGAAUAUAAAUCAGGGAGAAUAUGUGCUUCACACAGAAAGUGUUAAUAUACUUAAAUAUGGCCAGGUUAUAAACCAAAAGUGCUGCCCAAAGAAUUGUCGAAAGGCGUGAAAAGGG